This is a messenger RNA of Oncorhynchus masou masou (cherry salmon), 8713 nucleotides long. RefSeq names its product coiled-coil domain-containing protein 149-like. NCBI's taxonomy places the organism in Eukaryota, Metazoa, Chordata, Actinopteri, Salmoniformes, Salmonidae. The transcript is spliced from 13 exons. The record is from RefSeq and is a predicted model, not a curated record. Bases 21 to 1394 code for a protein of 457 amino acids.
CUGAAGUAGCAUGUCUUCCUAUGCAGAAUAAAUUCAGUGAUGCUUCCCUCCUGAUACUGACUGUACCGUCAAGCUUGAUAAACGACAACAUUGAAAGGCUGUCAAAAACAAACGAGAUGAAUUCCUCAAGAAGAAGCGAAAGCGAUUGGCAGGGUUUGGUCAGCGAGUUCCUGGUGUGUAAGCGCAAGUUGGAGAGCAAGAAGGAGGCCCUCCUGAUUCUGUCCAAGGAGCUGGAUACCUGUCAACAGGAGAGAGACCAAUACCAGCUGAUGGCCAACCAGCUCCGAGAACGCCACCAGGGACUCAAGAAGAAGUACAGGGAACUCCUAGAUGGAGACUCCAGUCUACCACCUGAAAAACGAAAUCAAUUGAAUUUGGCCCAGCUGUUGCGAGACUCCAGAGAAAGGAGUAAGCAGCUGUCUGAAGAGGUGAAGGAGCUGAGUCAACGACUGGCUGAGGCCCAGGGGGAUAACAAGCUCCUGCGGAUGACCAUAGCCAGACAGAGGUUGGGGGAUGAAGAGGUGGGGGCAAGGCACUUCCAGGCCUAUGAGCGGGAGGACCUGGUCCAGCAGUUGGAGACGGCACGAGAGCAGAAUGAGGAGCUGGAGCACAGUGUGAAAUCUCUGACGGAUGAGCUGCAGGAUGUGAGGGCGGAGCGUAACGUGUUCCAGGAAAAGGCCCAGCGGCUGAACCACGAGGUGAACCACAUCUUGGGGGGACACGAGUGUCGGAUUCUAGACGUAGAUGCACUCUGCAUGGAGAACAGAUAUUUACACGAGCGGUUCAAACAACUGCAGGAGGAGGUCACCAUGCUCAAAAUGAAUGUCAUGAAGUACAAGAGUGCUCUGGAGAGCAGGAAGAACUCCAAGACUUAUGGCAAAGCUAACAGCAGUGCACUCACUGGGGUGCUCUCUGCCAAACAAGUGCAGGAAUUAUUGCUUUCUGAGGACAACGGAUGCAGUCUCCCUGUCACGUCUCAGUCCAUCUCAGACCUCAAGUCCCUGGCCACAGCCCUACUGGAAACUAUCCAUGAGAAGAACCUGGUCAUUCAGCACCAGCGCCAAACCAACAAGAUUCUGGGAAACCGAGUAGGGGAGCUUGAGAAGAAACUGAAGACUCUAGAGGUGUCGGGAUUAUGGAGCCUCCCAGGCCUGACUUACAAUGUGUCUCUGGGAUUCUCUGGAAGAGGGAGAGAUGCCAUCAUCCUGAAUGAAACUCUGCAGCCUAGCUCCACUGUGACAAGCUCUGAGGAGAAGAAAGUACCCCCCAAUGAGCAGGAAGUACCCCCCAAUGAGCAGGAAGUACCCCCCAAUGAGCAGGAAGUACCCCCUACUGAGCAGGAAGUACCUUCCACUGUGCAGUCUACCACAGUAGAGCAGAAGAUGACAAGGUAGCCAAUGACAUGCAGAUCCCCGUCCCCAGACAUGUGGGGGGGUUACCCAGUGUGACGGGGGAUACAGAGAUAAGCACCAAGGAGUCAGAGCCACUAGUGUCACCAGUCAGCCUGGACACAUCCAAGCAAAACUAGUCAGGCAAAACUGCUGAGGAAGUCACUGACUGUUCUCAAGCAGAGACAAUAAACCUGGAUGAAUGUCAGACUGUCGACCAAUCACAAAGUGCAAAUGAGGUCACGGUGCUUCCAUGGUACCAAUUAGAUGAGACUGUAGGCGGGACACCAUCCCCUUCCUCAAGGCCAGACUUGGACGUGUCCUCCUGUAAGGCAUAUGCCACAUAUCAGAGCCUCUAAAGGACACAAAACCCACCCAGAGAGAGGUGAGUUGGUCAGAUGACAACGUCUUUAGGGUGGGGUCUGAGGAGAUUGACAUGGCAGAGGGCUCUAUGACAGAAAACACCAAUCUUCCAUCCUCAACAUCAACCUGCAGCUCUCCUAUUCAAACAAGUCCCACCCACGGGGAGAAUAACCAAUCACACCACAAGUCAGAACAUUCAGAAGAUGUGAGGGUCGAGUGCUUAAUGAAUGAGGAGUCAGAAAUCCUUCCCUUGAACAGUAGCCACUCAAAUGCUGAAUGAUCAGACCGGGAUGGGAAAACAGUUAAGAAUGACAGCUACUUCAGCCAAAACCAUGCCUAGAUUGACACUGUAAUAGAAUGGGUUUCAAUAUUCCUGAGGGUGCAUUCUGUAAAAUGUUGUACUGCUUACUGGUGAUUCCAAGCUCCCAAGAUUUCUGAAAGAGAGAUUACUCUGCUACAGUUGCUCUAACGUGGAAUUGAACCCUGUGGCCCUUCUAUUCAGUGGUUUGAAGCUGGCCUGGACUGACCAGUACAGAGAACCUACUAGCUCCGCAUAUGUUCUACUGCUUUUUAUUUUUAUGUACACUGCUCAAAAUAAUAAAGGGAACACUAAAAUAACACAUCCUAGAUCUGAAUGAAUGAAAUAUUCUUAUAAAAUACUUUUUUCUUUACAUAGUUGAAUGUGCUGACAACAAAAUCACACAAAUUAUCAAUGGAAAUCAACUGUAUCAACCCAUGGAGGUCUGGAUUUGGAGUCACACUCAAAAUUAAAGUGGAAAACCACACUACAGGCUGAUCCAACUUUGACGUAAUGUCCAUAAAACAAGUCAAAAUGAGGCUCUGUAGUGUGUGUGGCCUCCACGUGCCUGUAUGACCUCCCUACAAUCCCUGGGCAUGCUCCUGAUGAGGUGGUGGAUGGUCUCCUGAGGGAUCUCCUCCCAGACCUGGACUAAAGCAUCCGCCAACUCCUGGACAGUCUGUGGUGCAACGUGGCGUUGGUGGAUGGAGCGAGACAUGAUGUCCCAGAUGUGCUCAAUUGGAUUCAGGUCUAGGGAACGGGCGGGCCAGUCCUUAGCAUCAAUGCCUUCCUCUUGCAGGAACUGCUGACACACUCCAGCCACAUGAGGUCUAGCAUUGUCUUGCAUUAGGAGGAACCCAGGGCCAACCGCACCAGCAUAUGGUCUCACAAGGGGUCUGAGGAUCUCAUCUCAGCACCUAACGGCCAGGCUACCUCUGGCGAGCACAUGGAGGGCUGUGCGGCCCCCCAAAGAAAUGCCACCCCACACCAUGACUGACCCACCGCAAAACCAGUCAUGCUGGAGGAUGUUGCAGGCAGCAGAACGUUCUCCACAACGACUCCAGACUCUGUCACAUGUGCUCAGUGUGAACCUGCUUGCAUCUGUGAAGAGCACAGGGCGCCAGUGGCGAAUUUGCCACUCUUGGUGUUCUCUGGCAAAUGCCAAACGUCCUGCACGGUGUUGGGCUGUAAGCACAAUCCCCACCCGGUCACCUCGGACCCUCAUACCACCCUCAUGGAGUCUGUUUCUGACCGUUUGAGCAGACCCAUGCACAUUUUUGGCCUGCUGGAGGUCAUUUUGCAGGGCUCUGGCAGUGCUCCUCCUUGCACAAAGGCGGAGGUAGCUUACCUGCUGCUGGGUUGUUGGCCUCCUCCACGUCUCCUGAUGUACUGGCCUGUCUCCUGGUCGUGCCUCCAUGCUCUGGGCACAACGCUGACAGACACAGCAAACCUUCUUGCCACAGCUCGUUUUGAUGUGCCAUCUUGGAUGAGCUGCACUACCUGAGCCACUUGUGUGCGUUGUAGACUCCAUCUCAUGCUACCACUAGAGUGAAAGCACCGCCAGCAUUCAAAAGUGACCAAAACAUCAGCCAGGAAUCAUAGGAACUGAGAAGUGGUCUGUGGUCACCACCUGCAGAACCACUCCUUUAUUGGGGGUGUCUUGCUAAUUGCAUAUAAUUUCCACCUGUUGUCUAUUCCAUUUGCACAACAGCAUGUGAAAUGUAUUGUCAAUCAGUGUUGCUUCCUAAGUAGACAGUUUGAUUUCACAGAGGGGGAUUGACUUGGAGUUACAUUGUGGUGUGAGUGGGGAGGGGAAAACUGAAAUCUAGCUGUUAUUGCCAGUGAUAUUUGUAACUCUUUGGUCUAUUAACCAAUUUACAGAAUGGUGACGUCACCAUGGAAAGCCGAAACUCCCGCCCAUGCAAACCUGCUGAUUUAUAAGGUCCUGUGUAGUUAGUUGCUGGUUGAAAAUACAUUCUAUCAGGAAAUAACACUGAUCAAAUGUUUUCACACUUUUACAGUGUUAAGUUCAUCAGCUGUUGUACAAUGUGAUAUGAAGAAAGACAUUUAAAUUGCAUUUUGACUGCACUGGGCUUUAAGAGUAUUGGAACAUGUAAGGAGUUGCAGGUAAAUCCAUUUGAAUUCAAUCACUCUUUGACAGCAUCCCUUUUGAUUUAAUCGAAACUUUCCAUUCAUGUUUGCCCUUGGAAGAAGUGGUCAGAGUGGCUUUUUGGACCUGAAGGCCAAAACAAUCAGGAGAUAAAGGUGACCUGUUUUGCAUACCCCAAAAUACCAUGAGAUAUUCAUGUCUUACCUUUAUUUAACUAGGCAAGCCAGUUAAGAAAAAAUUCUUAUUUUCAAUGACUACCUGCUCAGGGGCAGAACGACAGAUUUGUACCUUGUCAGCUCGGGAUAUGAACUUGCAACCUUUCGGUUACUAGUCCAACGCUGUAACCACUAGGCUACCCUGCCGCCCCAUAAACAGUUAAGUUUGAAAUCAUUUUAAAAGCUUACAAACAGUGUUGUCAACCUAUUUUGUUAUUUAUUGGAGUGCACAACAAUUUAUUAAAUAAAUUAAUUUUAAAACUUUUAGCGUCAAUUAUCUAAAACCAGUAAAAAGGAUUUCACAUCUGAGGUUUUUGUGUUCAAAAAAUAGCUCUUGAACACAGGGUAGGUGUUAUUUCAUUUAAGCAGUAGCGUGCCGUGGAUCUGGGGCCUGGGCCUUCAGUGAAGUCCUACACAGUUCCACCCGAAUUAAUCCACCUCUUAUUACCAUCAUUAUGAUGUCAUGGCUCUAGACACUAUACAUUUAGACAAACGCAGUAUAACCAGGCGUUGCGUCUCCUUGAAAUUGACAUUUUUAUUCAGAGAAUUGCAGGGGAAGGGUACAAUACCUUUUCAUUGUGCAGCUUCGUUGCCCUGCGCGCUUGUUCGUUGAGCUGUAGAUCCACUCUGGUGUCCCCAAAAGUUUUCGAAAGCACCAUUGUUUGUAAGUGCCCAGCCGUACUUUGGUGUCUCGUUGCUGCCUUGGUUAGACAACUCCGGUUUGCAAAGCCAGUCUGGCUCCAAACACCAAAUCGAUCACUUGCAAAUAAUAGGCAUUCCCAGCAGUACAGUUUGCAGUGCUUCUCGGAGCCUGUCUUUGUAGCGUCGGCGUCUACCUCUCCUGACAAUGUCUAACUUUUCUUGAAAAGUUUGUCUUGAGAAUGGUGUUAUAAUUAUAUCCUUGACCAAAUCGAUAUCUUCUCCUUCCUCCAUUGUGGGUUGAAAAAACAGUUUAGUAGUACGCGAAUUAAUUCGUUGAUCAAUUUCAGUUUCCUAGUUCUGAGACCUGCCCAUAUAGGACCUGCCUCUCAAUAUUGGUAAUCCAAUCAAAAGACGUGCAGGCACUACGCCUGCUAGCUGGCUCCUGUGUAACACGGAAGCCAGCCAGCAGGUGUACAAUAGCCAACUCUAAAGCUGAUUGGUUGACACUAAAUUUUAAUUUCCAUUCACUUUAAGCUACAAGCGCCCGCACUGUUGAUUCUGAAGGCCUGAGGGCAGAUUUUAGACCCCUGGCAACACAUGAUGCCUGAAUAUGAUUGGAUAAAAUAUCUAACAUAAAGACCAGCCCUCCAAAUCUCAACCUGGUGCUGGAAGCAGUGCAACCAAGAGGAACGCUAUGAAAUGAAGAGUAACGCUUACUCUGGGGAAUAAUUUAAUACAUAUUUGUGAAUAUGUAUAUUCUGAUGAUGUUUAGGCCAGCAGAGAAGGCCUUGCUGGCCCUGAUGGCCCACCACUGCAUUUAAGUGUGUUAACACUUACAAGGCUGCCGGCCCAGAUGGCAUCCCAAGCCGUGUCCUCAGAGCAUGUGCAGACUAGAUGGCUGGAGUGUUUACCGUCAUACCGAUAUUCAAUCUAUUCAUAUCCCAGUCUGUUGUCACCACUUGCUUUGAGAUGUCCAACAUUGUUCCUGUACCCAAGAAAGUGAAGAUAACUGAACUAAAUGACUAGCACUCACUACUGUCAUCAUGAAGUGUUUUGAGAGGCUAGUUAAGGACCAUAUCACCUCCACCUUAACUGACAACUUAAACCCACUACAAUUCACAUACUGCCCCAACAGAUCCACGGACGAUGCAAUUGCUAUGGCACUGCACACUGCCCUACCCCAACUGGACAAGAGAAAUAUCUAUAUAAUGCUGUUCAUCGACUACAGCUCAGCCUUCAAUACCAUAGUGCUCAUCACUAAGUUCAGGGUCCUGGGUCUGAAACCCUCCCUGUGCAACUGGGUCCUGGACUUCCUGACAGGCCGACCCCAAGUGGUGGAGGUAAGGCAACAACACCUCCGCCAAGCUGAUCCUCAACACCGAAGGCCCCACAAGGGUAUGUGCUCAGCCUCCUCUUAUACUCCCUGUUCACCUACGACUGCGUAGCCACACGUCUCAAACUCCAUCAUCAAAUUUGAUACACUUUAUAUGUACAGUGCAUUUGGAAAGUAUUCAGACUCCUUCACUCUAUCCACAUUUUGUUAUGUUACAGCAUCAUUCUAUAGUGGAUUAAAUUCAAAAAUCGACACACACUAUCCCAUUGUGACAAGUGAGAACUUUAUUUUAUAUUUUUUUACGUAUACACUUUUUUUUCAAAUAAUACCUUAUUCAGACCUUUUGCUAUGAGACUCAAUUAAGCUCAGGUGCAUCCUGUUUCCAUUGCUCAAGAUGUAGAAACAUCUCAAACAUGAUUGGAGUCCAUCUGUGGUAAAUUGUUUGGACUUGAUUUGGAAAGGCACACACCUGUCUGUAUACGGUUCCACAGUUGACAGUGCAUGUCAGAGCAAAAACCAAGCCAUGAGCUCAAAGGAAUUGUCCCAGACAGGAGCUCCCAGAUAUCGUUGUUUUGAGGCACAGAUCUGGGGGAAGGGUACCAAAACAUUUCUGCAGCAAUGAAGGUCCCCAAGAACACAGUGGCCUUAAUCAUUCUUAAAUGGAAGAAGAUUAGGAAGAGUCUUGGUGGUUCCAGAGCUGGCAGCCCGGUCAAACUGAGCAAUCGGGGGAGAAGGGCCUUGGUCAAGGAUGUGACCAAGAACCUGAUGGUCACUCUGACAGAGCUCCAGAGUUCCUCUAAGUGCAUACACACACAAUAACAUACACACGUACACGUGUAUUUUGUGUUGUAGAUACAGUUUAAGUCGGAAGUUUUACAUACACUUAGGUUGGAGUCAUUAACUUGUUUUUCAACCAGUCCACACAUUUCUUGUUAACAAACUAUAUAGUUUUGGCAAGUCAGUGAGGACAUCUACUUUGUGCAUGACACAAGUCAUGUUUCCAACAAUUGUUCACAGCUUAUUUAACUUAUUCACUAUCACAAUUCCAGUGGGUCAGAAGUUUACAUACAGUAAGUUGACUGCCUUUCAACAGCUUGGAAAAUUCCAGAACCAACAAUCUACCAGUGGCACUGAUGGCUUUAGCCUAUCAGAAAUUAAAAAAAUAGGCUAAUGGACAUCAUUUGAGUCAAUUGGAGGCAUACCUGUGGUUGUAUUUCAAGGCCUACCUUCAAACUCAGUGCCUCUGCUUGACAUCAUGGGAAAAUUCAAAGAAAUCAGCCAAGACCUCAGGGAAAAAGUGGUAGACCUCCACAAGUCUGGUUCAUCCUUGGGAGCAAUUUCCAAACUCCUGAAGGUACCACUUCAUCUGUACAAACAAUAGAACGCAAGUAUAAACACCAUGGGACCACGCAGCCGUCAUACCGCUCAGCAAGGAGACGCGUUCUGUCUCCUAGAGAUGAAUGUACUUUUUAGUACGGAAAGUGCAAAUCAAUCAGAACAAUAGCAAAGGACCUUGUGAAGAUGCUGGAGGAAACAGGAACAAAAUUAUCUAUAUCACCCUGUAUUCAAGAGCAUGUUGUGUCUCAACUAAUGGGAGACAUGAUGUAAAAUAGGGUCUAAGCUACAACAUGUGAAAAAAAUUGGUGUUCAUGCUUUUUUGGAUAAUUGGCGUUAAAUGUUAAAUAGGGACCAUUUUUAUUUAAAGUUUUAUAUUAUACAAUUGUUUGAUAAGCUUUUAAAUUAUGUCAAUCUCAACCAUUUAUCUUUUCCAGUGAUGAAGACCUGGAUGUCUCAUGGUAUGGUGGGGUAUGCCAAAUGGAUCAACUUUGAGGACCUUUUAUCUCUUGAAUAUUUUGGCGUUCAGGUCCAAAAAGUCACUUCGGAGCACUUUUACAAUGGGCAAAUAUGUAUGGAAGGUUUCGUUCUAAUAAAGACGAGUGCUGUCAAAAAAGUGAUAGAAUUCAAAUUGAUUUACCUAGGUGCAAUAUACUGUACCAUGCCAUUUUGGGCUUAUGCCCUUCCCACUGGGCACACCACAUAAUUUCAACGUGGACAAUUGGGUAAUAUUUGGUUGAGGCAUUGAUCAAUGAGAUUACAACCUAUUUUCCCCCACUCAAAAAGACAGCCAGAAGUUUGUUGAAUUUCCAAUGUGUUAUCACUACUUUCAACCAUCACAAAGCACACUGCUUGGCUAGUAUCUGCUUGGAUAGUUCCAUCAGUGCCACUGGGGGAUUGUUGGUUGAGUUGAAGACAUGAAUCCAACAUAAUUUGUCAACAAUUUAUUUGGCUAGUUACUGUAUUAUAAAAGUGAUAUUGAAUUGUGUUUGGUUGUCAACACAAACAAAUAAACAUUUGAAAGAUGUA